GGUCGCGCGGUGAGGAGCAGAGUAUCUUCCUCCUCCUCCUCAUUCACUCACUCUCUCUCCUCAUUGCCAUAACAACGGAUGCAGCGCAUCAGUCCGCGCGGGAUCAACGUUCAGCAGCCGCGCGGGGCGGAAUAAACCCGUACCGGUGCCAUUAAGACUCCGCAAAGGUGACACACGCACGCACGCGCCUCUCCGAACUAUUUACGUCAAACUGUUUAAGCUGCUUGAGGGAGAUCCUCACCGGGGUUAUUCGGUAACGGUACAACCGGGGAAGGCGAGGGAAGAAGGAGAAGCAGAGAGCAGGAAGUGCAGCGUGGGAAAGCGGGGAAAAUCUCCAGAGAUCUCCAGCGCUCACUUCUCCAUCUACGGUCCUCCCCGUUAAAUUUUUUUUCCCGCCAUGGCUCGGGAGAACGGAGAGGCCGGCGGGGAUUGCUCGUGGAAGAAGCAGGUCGAUGAUAUCAAGGAGAUGUUUGAAUUCAAAGAGGUGCUUGGGACGGGUGCGUUCUCAGAGGUGGUGCUGGCAGAGGAGAGGUCCACGGGAAAGAUGUUCGCUGUGAAGUGCAUCCCUAAAAAAGCACUGAAGGGCAAGGAGAGCAGCAUCGAGAAUGAGAUUGCCGUUCUACGCAAAAUUAAGCAUGAGAACAUAGUGGCGUUGGAGGACAUCUACGAAAGCUCCAAUCACCUCUACCUAAUAAUGCAGCUUGUGUCUGGCGGCGAGUUGUUCGACCGGAUUGUGGAGAAAGGUUUCUACACAGAGAAAGAUGCCAGUACGCUUAUCAGACAAGUACUAGAUGCUGUAAACUACCUCCACAAUAUGGGAAUCGUACACAGAGAUCUAAAGCCAGAGAAUCUGCUCUAUUUCAACCCGCAAGAUGGCUCAAAGAUCAUGAUUAGUGAUUUUGGUUUGUCUAAGAUGGAGGGGACAGGUGAUGUCAUGUCCACAGCCUGUGGAACGCCGGGAUACGUGGCUCCAGAAGUUCUCGCUCAGAAGCCAUACAGUAAAGCUGUGGACUGCUGGUCUAUCGGGGUCAUUGCCUACAUCCUAUUGUGUGGUUACCCUCCCUUUUAUGACGAGAAUGACUCCAAACUCUUUGAGCAGAUCCUGAAAGCGGACUAUGAGUUCGAUGCGCCGUACUGGGAUGAUAUAUCUGAUUCAGCAAAAGACUUCAUCAGUUGUUUGAUGGAAAAGGACCCAACAAAGCGAUACACAUGUGAACAGGCCCUUCGACAUCCCUGGAUCGCAGGAGACACUGCGCUCUGCAAGAACAUCCAUGAGUCUGUCAGUCGACAGAUGCGCAAAAACUUUGCAAAAAGCAAAUGGAGACAAGCCUUCAACGCCACGGCCGUGGUUCGCCACAUGAGGAGACUGCAGUUGGGCAGUAGCAUGGGGAGCAGCAUGGACCAAUCAAACAACGCCAACCAGAACCGCAUACUGAACGCCAACCAGACUCCAAACACCACACCAAACUCCACUGCGGCACUUACCCAAAACCACAAACCUGCUCCCAAUGCAAACGCCGUUCUCAUUAACGAUAUGGCCACCUCUAUACCACGCAAAGACUGUACUGCCCCUCCACACACUUCCUGUUCCCUGGCAUCAGCUGCUUCCUCCUCUGCCUCAGGGGCGGAGCCCUGCAGGCCACUCCCUCCCUCAGUUGCGUCUGUGAGCACAGUGCUAACUGGGACCAAGUGACGCCAGGUUCUGCGGGGAGAGAGCUGGGAGGCCACUGCCCUGUGAGCCCCGCCCCUCAGCCCGCUCCCCGCCCUGCCGUUCAAUAAGGCAAAGGACUGACCCAUCGCCAUAGCAACCACCGAGAGGCUCAAAACACUGCGCGCGCCUAACGCACUCCUGCCAUUUAACCUCCAGGCCACUAGAGGGUGCAAUGCAUGCAGCGGCAGGAGACGGAGAUUUCCAGCAGAAGGCUUCCAUUUUGAGAAGUGAAUUUGUGCGGCUGGACAGAACUGUGAUGUCUUUGCUAUGAAUGUGCUACGAACCUCGCCAGCCAUGAAAAAAAACAACAACAACGAAGAGCGCAGAGGUUUAGGUGCGAAAGCGUGUGCAUGAUCGUGUCCGCCCUUAUAGGAGGAUGGCGCCAAUGUCAAAUGAUUCUUCUUACUAUAUCGUAACAUGUCUAGCUCUUCCCACUUUUCCCUGUUUACUUUCUCUUAUCUACUCACGAUUUAUUGUAUUUCUCGUUAGCUACCAUUUUGAUCUUUCGGGGUUUUCCACUGAUGUGUCACGCUGACCUGCAGAAGUGCUUUUAAUAAUCACGUUAGACUGUUUUGCGACAUUUUUCGAGUCGAGACUUCUGUUUGCACAUUUAUACGAGAGAACAGGUAGCGCAAUUGCUAGCGUUUUACGAGAUGGGAGAUCACCGAUUUGCGACCUCGCCGUCGGGUUUUAGCAUCGGGAAGUUCAAGAUAUCUGUUAAAACAUGCAGUAUGUUUGAUUGUUAUCUUACUUUACUGGAUUUUUUUUUUAAAAAGCAAAGAGAAAACAGCUUGAUCCUGUUACUCUCUGCUUCAAACGUGACUUUAAAUACACACAGACAGUCACUGUUAGUUAUUGAAUAUAGUAUAACUGUUAAUACGCAACACAAAUCUCCCAAAAAGCCAUGGUAGUGUCUUUCUACGCCCAGUGUACGAGUUCUCAGGGAAUUCCGCAGCUGCACUGGGCAACAUAGUGAUGGUAUCUUUAGUAACGCCUCCAUGGUUUGAGAUUGUCUCAUCCAGCUGGAAUAAUGUAAAAAAUAUCGAUUAGGAUGAUGGACAGCUGUUUAACUCUCACGACGAUUGUAUGACAAUUUGACCAUGCGGGAAAACUGAUAUGUUAUGCUACGUUCACGCCGUUUCGGAAUUAGCCCUACCGUGAUUACAAACUCCUGAUAGAGCAAAAGUCGGGCUCUGGAAGUAAAUCCCAUCAGUUUUCUCAAUUGGAGAUUUGAUUUUUAACCAUAACUUAUAAGCCUUUAAUCACCUACUGUGAGCUACGAGGUUGUUUAUCGAUGGUAUAUGAUUUUUUUACAUUUAUCGAUAGCAUUAUUUCAACAUUUUUUAACAAUAAUGUUCAACAGUGGGAGUCCUAGUAAAAAACUACAUUGCCCAUGAUUCUGAAAAAAACUACACUCCCAUGAACCACUAAUGCUAAUGACUGACUUAAUCUGCCUACACUUUCAAACUACUUAAAU
Sinocyclocheilus rhinocerous is the source of this 3188-nucleotide messenger RNA. Its product is annotated as calcium/calmodulin-dependent protein kinase type 1D-like. The transcript has 11 exons. Bases 398 to 1693 code for a protein of 431 amino acids. NCBI's taxonomy places the organism in Eukaryota, Metazoa, Chordata, Actinopteri, Cypriniformes, Cyprinidae. The record is from RefSeq and is a predicted model, not a curated record. Gene Ontology annotation, molecular function: protein kinase activity; ATP binding. Gene Ontology annotation, biological process: protein phosphorylation.